This is a messenger RNA of Strongylocentrotus purpuratus (purple sea urchin), 7203 nucleotides long. Its product is annotated as one cut domain family member 2-like. Bases 2441 to 3898 code for a protein of 485 amino acids. Gene Ontology annotation, cellular component: nucleus. Gene Ontology annotation, biological process: regulation of transcription by RNA polymerase II. The record is from RefSeq and is a predicted model, not a curated record. Gene Ontology annotation, molecular function: RNA polymerase II cis-regulatory region sequence-specific DNA binding; DNA-binding transcription factor activity, RNA polymerase II-specific. The transcript has 3 exons. NCBI's taxonomy places the organism in Eukaryota, Metazoa, Echinodermata, Echinoidea, Camarodonta, Strongylocentrotidae.
CCUCUUCUUCUUCUUCUUCUCCUCCUCCUCCUCCUCCCUCCCUCUUCUUAUUCUUCUUUCCCACCGUGUACUAUUCCUUUGUCAUCACCUCCACCUUCUUCAAAUCACCUUGUUUUCUGUUACCCAUGUUCCUAUCGCCAUGACCUACCCUCUCUUCAAACACAUUUCUAUUUGCUGCUUGCGAUCAUCGACCCGAACCCACUCUCGGAAGCCCGAAGUCCAUUACGGAUUUCCGAGUGGUGUUCAACAAGCGAACCGUCGUCGUAAUGGUAGCGGACCUGAAUUGGAGGACGAGAUUCCAGCGGCGCGGAGAAAGACGCUAGUAUCCCUCUCGCGUCGGCCAGCGCUGUAGUGUUGGGAGGUUCUUUAUAGAACCUGACCCCACAUGUUUAAGGGACUUUAUCUAUGUUUGAAGGAGAAAGGACAAGGAAUAGAAAUAUAUAAAGAUGCUUCAUAGAGUGAAAGCGGACACGAGUUUAAGAGAAGUAGAAAUAAGUAUAAAAAAUGAAGAGGUUUUCAUUCUAUAAAACAUCACAGGUCUGUUAUUGUUGUGAAUCAGAUACAUUCAGCCACAUGCGCCAAAUUAGAAAGUAAACCUAUUUAUUGCAUCAUCUUGGGUUACAAUUUAGAAAACGAAUGUAUUGACCUUGAUGCAGAUGGUAUUUCGUAUAAUUUAUCAUUAAACCACGAUAAUGAUGAUGAUGUUAAUAAUUUAAUGACAACAAUGAUGGUGAUGACGAUAAUGAUGCUGUUGAAAUAUCUCCGAACAACUGACGAUGACAAUGGUGAUAGUGGUGAUUCUAAGAUAUCUAAGCAAAUAUAUCAAUUGGAGCGUUGGCGAAAAUGAUUAUGAUAUAUAUCAAACCUUUUAACAUCGAAGAGUUGAUUUUUUAUAUUCGUAUAGCAUAUACUCUGUAUUAGUUCGAAGUUCAUUACUCUAUUAUUUUAAGUGGUUAAAAGGUCAUAUAAUCGUUCUAUUCCUGGCAUGUAUUUUCUGUUAAUAAUAUUCUGUUUAGGCCUAUGUCAUUCAAUUCAAAAGAUUUGUAAGUAAAAGUGAAAACGUUGAAUCAUGAGCCAUCUCAGCAUCAUGAUCAUAAACAUCAUCACAACAAAAAUUAUCAUCAUGAUCAUCACCAUCAUCAUCGUCAUCACCAUCAUCAUCUUCAACAUCAAUGUCACCAUCAUCAUCAUUCCAAUCGCUAUCAUGAUCAUAUUCUCUAUUAAAAACAGCAUAAAUUACUCCAUCAUAAAUUGAAUGUAACUUUGACCCCAAACCCCCAUCUUGGUUUAACCAUGGACCUGGUUUAACUGUGCUCAGUUAUGUAAACAUAUCGAAUUUCUCCCCACAGUCUGUCUAAUUUAUCGAACAAACAUUUUCUAAUCUCCCGCCCGAAACUAGGACAUUCGUGCUAAGCUCCAAAAGACGUUGACCUGUGUAGGUUAACGCGUAGUCUGUUUAAAACUAAAGCAUAUGGCAGGUUAACAAUACAUGGCAAUAUACCCCCUGUUCUGCACACACAGAAUUGUUACAAUGAAGUUGUUACUUUGAACAGGUAGUUAGUGAGACAAUUGCGCAUGCGUUGUGGAACGUAACAAAGGCUUUCAUACAUGGUUGAGCGAGCUGAGUCCUGUAGGGGUUUUACGUGUAAUGCUAUUGUAAUGUCAUUGAGGGGAGAGAGAGAAAGAGGGAAAACGGGGGCAUAAUAACAGAGUGUGUAUGGUUUCAUUGGCAGUGUAGUCAGUUCGAGUUUUGGAGGGGUAGAGAAAGGGAGAGAAAGAAUAUAGCGCGAUUCGGGACCAGUUACAGCUGUCUAAAUACGGACUAGAUAUUCGCCGAGGCGAGUUCGCUCCCAUCGCCUCGCUUUUUGCUUACGCCUCGUUAAUUUACUGUCUCCGAUAAAAUUUCUUCUCCUAGCGACCAGCCAGCAAUAUUUCUUCACAUUUUCUUCAUCAUCGUCUCAUAACUUUGUACGGAGUGAGUCAUCUAACAUCAGUAAUUCAAAUACUACUGUUGGCUGUAUACAGCGAAGGGGGGCUUGUGAUAAUAAUACGGCUUCUACACACCAAUGCCUUUUCUUUAUCGUUUAAAAGAAGAGUAGGGAUUUCGCGCUACCCAGGGCCCGAUUUUGCUGGGGGUUGGUUGAGUCAACACUCGCUCGCUGCCAGCUGAUUUUCCCGAGCUAGCUUGUUUCGUCGGGGAAAAAAAGGUAGUCGCUCGGAAGAAAUUGGUCGCCAAGACGCGGAGAGAAGCUUCGUAGCAAAGAAAUAUCACCGGACGACACACACAUCACACACACGCGUACGUACGUGCGCUAGAGAAGGCCAUGAACUUGGAGUAAGCGGGAGAGACCACAUUAUCAUUUAUUAUCAUUUUCUUGGAGUUUAAGGUCCAGCGGCUCGCACACGCGAACGCCGCUAACCGCCUAGCCCAGUAGUACAGAUGCUUUCAAGUGAGUUAGUUGGCUUAGAAACAAGUGGCGUUCUUAGUGAUAGCGCUACUGCAGCUUCUCUGCAUACCAUACCUGAUACCCAUUCGUCUUCAGUAGCACCCGGCUUAAACCCGGGCGAUUUCUUUAACGCCACGGAUUUCGCGGUGAGUCGCCACUCCAGACCCGGUGGAGGUUUUUCCGGGUUUGGAGGCAUGUUGGAGUCGGAUUUUCGCGGGGCUUCGGCCGCCGACUAUGGUAUGGGGUCUGCGCUCGGCAUGAAUUCCUUCCAAGGAGCGCCGAGCAUCAACAGCAUGUCAUCGGGGAGUUAUACGACGUUAACCCCUCUGCAGUCGUUGCCGCCCAUUAACACAGUGGCGGAUAAGCUGAGACAUGACACAAACGUUAGCACGGGAUUCUCGUUAAUGAACAGCUCAAACUUAGCCAUGAAUAACUAUGAUAAACUUGGAGGUAUGAACAUGGGAAUGGGGGUUGGGGUCGGGGGAUCAAUGGCUGGAUCAAUGGCUGGAUCAAUGGCUGCCAAUUCCAUGUUGAACGGAUACGGCCACCACCAAGCGAUGGCUGGGUAUGGUAGCCCCCAUCACGGCACCUGUUCCCCGAGUGAACCCCGGUACGCAGCCUCCAUGAACGGCUACGACCAAUUCACUCACAACGCCCAACACAUGCGAGGUUUCGCCCAUCAUCAUCCCCAAAGAACUGGUCUUACAGCCCCGAUGGUCCUAAAUGGUCUAUCGGGACACCCUCAUCACGCCCCCUCGCCUUCGAUCCCACCACCGGGAAGCCGCGGCGGCGAGAGAGGGUCCGUUUCGUCGAGAGACGGCGGGCAAGCCGGAGAGGAGAUCAACACGAAAGAAAUCGCAGCAAGGGUGACAAGUGAACUCAAAAGAUACAGUAUACCGCAAGCGGUGUUUGCACAAAGGGUCCUGUGCCGGUCUCAAGGAACUCUCUCGGACCUGCUGAGGAACCCCAAACCAUGGAGUAAGCUAAAGAGUGGACGGGAGACGUUCAGGAGAAUGUGGAAAUGGCUUCAAGAACCCGAGUUCCAGAGAAUGUCUGCUCUUAGAUUAGCUGGCUCGUCUAUGGCCGGAUCUCAAAUAGCUCAGACCAUUAAGUCCUGCAAGAAAAAGGAAGACGAUGCCAAGAGCCCCUCGCAGAACAGUCACAUCAAGAAACCACGCCUGGUCUUCACCGACCUCCAGCGCCGCACCCUCCACGCCAUCUUCAAAGAGAACAAGCGCCCUUCGAAGGAGAUGCAGAUCACCAUCGCACAGCAGUUGGGUCUUGAGCUCAGCACCGUCAGUAACUUCUUCAUGAACGCCAGGAGGCGGAGCCAAGACAAAUGGCAGGACGAGAUGGGCGGGGUUGGUGGUAAUGUGGGCGGGGCACCCGGAGGAGGCGGACAACAUCCCAACCAGGGCUCUCUAACACCAAAGUCAGAGUACAAGGCGUAGGAGUCACGGUGAUGAUGACAUGGCUGGGGCACUUGAGAGAGAUAGGCGGGGCUGUGGUAUCCAUGCGUUUCUCUCUACCAAAGAUCGUCAUUGCCUGUGCUGGUCCGAAGAGCAUGUGUGUGAGCUAUUACUCUUUUCCAAAAGCCUAAGUCGAGUCGGGAUCGACCUCGCCAGUAGACCUGAACCAAAACAGCAUCAGCUUCGAGAAACCCAAGUCUACAUCAUCAGAUCAAAGGCCUUUAUACCUUAAGCUGCUCUGGUUGACUCCUAUCUCCUGCAACCACUUCAAGGAGCAUCUACCGCCGACCCUCCAAGGUAGUGGUGCGGUCUGCUGUUACCAUGGCGACGAUGUUGCAUCAUCGUUUGGUCAUCUGGAUGGACAUUCAAAGGCUGGAGAAUGAUUUAUUUAUUUCCAUUGGAAUCUAUCAAACUACUUUCUACAGGGUUGGACUAAUUUAUUUCUAUAGUGUGCUGUGUGCAAAAAGGGUUUCUUUUCCGUCUUGAGGCUAUAAGUGCAGUGUGCAAAAUGGGCGGGGCUAUCUCUGUAUUUCUUUGCUAAUGCCUGCAUACAUUAUUACUUGGACAUAUCACUCAUGUAUACUGAAUAUCAGCAUUUCUUGAAGCAAAUUAUUUCAUAUCUUUUGCCUGACAGCACAUUUUUAUUCUUGCUCAUCAAAAUUGAAAUCAAAUUUAACAUUUUACUGGCUGAAAGUUGUUCUGAAAUUGAAACAUUGGGCUGAAAUUGUAGGAUGCAAAUUGCAAUAUGUUUUGCACAAUGGUGAAAUAAGUAAAUUGCUAUAAAACAAAAAUGCUUACACAUUAUUUAUUUAACAGAAUGAACAGAAAAGUGUUGUUAACAUUUUGCUGGGGUUAUGGUCUACAAGUAGAGAUUAAAGCUCUCUGGUCGUUAGAGGGCAACAUUUCACUUGUAUUCUCUACUGUAAAGGCACAGUGAGAGAAUUUAGAAUGUGUGCUCUUCAAAAAUGGAGAUGAAUUUUCUGCAAUAAAAUUUGGAUGUUUUCUAAGUUUUUCAUGUCUACCUCUACAUGUUGAGAAAAAAAAGAAGAUAAUGAGAUGUAAAUGUAUUCAGAUUAGAAAUAGAAAUAGAUUAUGAAUAUUCAUUAUCUAUUUGCAUAUUAAGAGAUUAUAGUGUACGUUAGUGGUAUGCAUUUUGGCUAUCAAUGGUGAAUUGUGUUUAAAUUAUUUCACAUUCUGUCUAACUGUCCAUUAUUUGAACUAAAAGUAUUCUUUUGUUUAAACUCUGCUCAAUUUCCUUAAAUUAGCUUAAAAACUAGUUGCAAUUCAUAAAAUAUUUACAAAAAUAUUCAUUAUAAUUGUUGUUAUGAAUGCUUUGCAAUAAAUGUUUUAUUAUCAAGGGAUAUAUAUUUCCAUAUGUAGCCUGAAAUAUUUCAUAAAAUGUUUAUUCAUGAUGGUUUUUCCACUUUGGUCGAAACAUACAUUCCCAUAAUGGAUAACCAUUCUACUAAUAUCAUUCUAAACUUUUCAUUAUUCCGAAUUUUGACUGAUAUUUGUGUUAAAAACCCUUUGCAAGGGAGCUUAGCAUUCUAUGACAGUAUGUGUACCAAUGUAGCGAAAGAGGCUGGGAGAUCUGUUAUAGAAUUUGUUAGAAAUUACCAAGAGAUUUUGAAGUAUUUCUAAAUUACCAUAUUUCUUUCACAUUCCAUAAGUAUUGAAAUCUCUAUUAUAUGUAUAUCUGCUUCGUGAGAAAAGGAUGAUUUUUGAAAUAUUAUUUAUUCACUGUAUUAUUAUGUUCUUACAUUUUGUGUGCUGUGCAAAAGUAGAGACUUUGUAAAUCUCAACACGGGGGCAAUUAUUUGAAGGAAAAAGUAUUUUACAUGUACACUGUAUUAUGAGUAGACUUUUUUUUUUCACCAUUCCACAUACUUUUGUUCAUACACAUUUUGCAGUGCAGUUUAAUAGUUUGUAGAUGAAAUAGUUAGCCAAUGACUUGUGUCUCUAGUUGUUUAAUUUCAUUAUUUUGUUUCCAUUUCAUACUAUUUGCCAGUGUGAAAGAAUUAGUCUUUAUUUCAGACCUUGUUGCUGCAUUAUAUGGUUGUUUGAAGGUAUGACAAAGAACCUUUUUUUUAAAGCCAUCAUUUUGACCAAACCUAACAAAUCUGACUUGCAUUCUAAAACAUUCAUAAUGUUUUUAUUUGUGUAAUUUCAUCAGACCUGUCCCUUAGAAAAUACAUUUCUUUUAACCUUUGAGAAUUUGAGAUGAUUCUAAACAUUUUCACAAUUAACAUCAAAGUUACCCAAAGCUAGAACAGCUGAUAAAUUGGCUUUAAGUGCUUAAACAAAAUUUUGAUCAGGUUUCAGUUUGAAAUUGCCCAUUUCUAACUAUUUUUCCUUUUGUUAGAGAAAAAAAAUGAAGUAAAUACUGAAAAAGCGAUAAUUCUUGCCUCUUUGAUCUCUAAUGCCGUUAAAGCCAUUAAAUUGGCCGUUUGAAGCCAGAAGGUUAUUAACGCAUACAUUAAUAGUGCAUUGACCCCUUUCGGGCUUCAAGCAGCCAAUAGAGAGAGAGAUCCAGCUUUGCCAGUCAUAUUGCAGCAGGCAUUUUUGUUUUGGAGUGCUUUUUUAAACCAUAUUUUCUCAAUUUCAUGUCCCAAUAAGUAAUUGAAUUUAAUCAUAAUCUUGAUAUAAAAAGUUUUUUGAAUAUACUUGUACAACAAGGGAGUUUCAAUCUUCUGUUUUUGUCAAGUAGUGAAUUUGCAUGUGCCAUUUACAUUAAGAUCAACCACUAUGGUAACAUCUGCCAUUUUGUGUUGAUGAGUUUUAGCUAUUUAUAAAUCAAUAUAAAUCGUUAAUCUAUUUUGCUAAUUGCCUACAGAAAAGCUUUAGCAAAACAUAGUUAACUUUUCAUUUUUAUUUUGUCUUUCAAUGUCCUAUCAUAUUCUUGUCCUUUAAAACAUUUUGAUUAGCAUUUUUUUUGGAAGGGGGGGGGCGAUUUGUUUGAUUUACCUCUGCUGUUAAAAUGAAAUGUGAAAUUCGAUUUGUGAAAUGUUAAAUCUAUAAAUUGCCAUAUGAGAAAAGCAGGGUCAUUUUUGUAAAGGAGAUAUUUGUUAUAAAUUGUGUUAGUCUGAUUUUGACAAAAAGGCUGUAUCCAUUUCUCUUUUUAAGUGUAGAUAAUAUCCCCAAACUAUGUUAUUUGUAUAUAUUGUACCAGAGUUGGAAAUUACCUUUUAUUGUGAGUGACAAUUUUCUUUUUUUAAACAACCAAAAUACCUGUGUGCGUGUGAGUUUUUGUGCAAUAUAAAUUUGUGUAUAUACACAAUAUGAUGCUA